GGGCGUGGGGACGCGGGGAGAGGGCACUGGGACGACAUCCCCGCGGUGGCGUCGCGAGCGGAGACCCGGCCCCUCGGUGUGGGAGAUGGCCCUACGAGUUUGCCUUGAUCGCCGGGCGGACACGGCCGCGGGGUGCGAAGGGCCGUUUAUCCGGAAGAGGGGAGCCGGGCCUGGGCAGCGGCAGCACGUCAGAGCCCAGGGGCCUCUGAAUACUCGUGAGGGAGCGCCCCGCUCCCUCUACCCAGCUUGUCGAGGUGGACCGUGCACUCUCCCUGGGGCAAAUGUGUGAGCACGUCGCCAAUGACGACGUUGUCGCCAUUGUUUUUUCAGACGUCACUUCCUCUGAGAAACCUCCCCUCUUAUCAGGACCCAGGGAGCUGUGGCUGGGACCUCCCCUCUGGCUGAUCAAGGAGGAGGAAGCAGCGAUGUCUGCCUUAGGGACUGCAGCUCCAUACCUGCAUCAUCCUGCUGACAGUCACAGUGGCCGGGUCAGUUUUCUGGGGCCCCAACUCCCUCCAGAGGUGGCAGCAAUGGCCCGGUUUCUGGGAGACCUGGACAGGAGCACAUUCAGAAAGUUGCUGAAGCUUGUGGUUAGCAGCUUGCAGGGGGAGGACUGCCGAGAGGCCAUGCAGCGCCUGGGUGCCAGUUCCAGCCUGCCAGAGGAGCAGCUAGGUGCCCUACUUGCUGGCACACACACACUACUCCAGCAGGCUCUCCGGCUUCCCUCUCCCAGCCUGAAGCCUGAUGCCUUCAAGGACGAACUCCAGGAGCUCGGCAUCCCCCAAGACCUGGUUGGGGACUUGACCAGUGUGGUUUUUGGUGGCCAGCGCCCCCUCCUGGACUCUGUGGCCCAGCAGCAGGGUUCCUGGCUUCCCCACAUUGCUGAUUUUAGGUGGAGGGUGGAUGUGGCAAUUUCCACCAGUGCCCUGGCCCGCUCCCUGAAGCCAAGCAUCUUGAUGCAGCUGAAGCUUUCAGAUGGGUCAGCAUAUCUCUUCGAGGUUCCCACAGCCAAGUUCCAGGAACUGCGGUACAGUGUGGCGCUGGUCCUGAAGGAGAUGACAGAUCUGGAGAGGAGGUGCGAGCGCAGACUGCAGGACUGAGCCUCCCUUGUCAGCACUGCAGCUGGUACCAGAAUACAACUUGCAUUUCCUCUAAUUGGAUGCUAGACUGCAUGUCACCCCUUCCCUAGGUUUUUUGUUUGUUUGUUUCUGAGUGUGGUAAAGUGACAGUCUGGGGUCCAAAUCAGGGCCCUCUGAAUAUGCCUUUGCUCAGCCUGACCCCACUAAGCAUCUGGGCCCUUUUUCUUGUUUGCUUUCAUAAAUGCUAUUUUUAGUGUGGGCA
Messenger RNA from Ictidomys tridecemlineatus (thirteen-lined ground squirrel), 1341 nucleotides. Lineage: Eukaryota; Metazoa; Chordata; Mammalia; Rodentia; Sciuridae. The record is from RefSeq and is a predicted model, not a curated record.